CACUAUCCACGGCGCUUGCACAGUAUGUGCGUAUGCCCAAUAGCCCUUUACCCAUGAAUGCGUACGCACAUCACCUUGGUGCAUACGCACGAAUUUGAAAUCCCCCCCAGCGUCCUUCCUGUUCUCUUCAUACUCGAUACCCUCUUCUUCCCUUCCCACUGUCUCAGCCUCCAGUCUGAACCAUCGCGAUGUCUUCCUCAGCCACACCGCGCUCUGCAACCGCGACCUCCACCUUCUCCUCCCUCUCUCUCAUUGCUCGGACCACCGUACUGUUGGCGAGCCACAGCGACACCAACGACGAGUCUCCGCAUCCCUUUCUUCUCUCAUUCUCUUCUUCUUACUUCCGCCGUACCUCUCUUUCCCCUGUUCUCCAUCCCUUACAGCGAGCUUUCUGUCACCGGCUACCUUCUCAUCCCUCUCUUCACAGAAUCCCCAGCGUCACAACUCACCACCACCCUUUCCUCUUCCACUCGCAAGCUCCACAAACACCCGUUGCUCCAAUUCCUCUUCAUUGCCUGGAACAGCCAGAACAGGGUGCAGCCCCUGUGUCUUCCAACCCUCCGUCUUUCCCUGUUUCAUUGCUGCGUUCACUCUCCGCCACUGCCAUUGAAGUAGCGCCACUGCCAGGCUGCCGUUUCUGCCCCGGCCAAUUCAGCCACCACUAUCCCUUUCCCUUCUGCUCUGUUCAUUUUUUGUUUCCCAGGGAUGAUUUUUGCUCAAUGUAUGAAUUCAAGUUGUUAUUGCUGCUCUAUACUUGCUGUCGAUGCUGAAUUUCGUCUCUGCUAAUCUGGAUCAUUCCUUGCUGCUGUGAUCUUAUUUAUUGCUACUGUUUUGAAUGAAUAUUUUCUGAAUUUUAAUCCUUCUUUUGAUAUAUGGAUAAGUUCAAAAUAUUGCUUGUGCAGUGAGGAUGAUUUUUAAUAAUUUUCUGGAAUUGAUUUGACCUUGUUGCUGCAAUUUUUGUUCGCUGCUGAUGUUGCGCAAUCAAUGUUGCUUAACUAUUUUUGAUAUCCAUCUUUAAUGCACUUGAUUAGUCGAGUUGGCACUUCAUUGCUGUUGGUUUCAACUUUUGUUAACUCCACUGAUUUGGUCGCUGAAGUCUGAGUUUUCUCUGCAUUCACUAUUCUGCUGCAUUCUUGUAACAAUUGAUCAAAUUUCGGAUGUGUUUGUGCAAUGGUGAUUUGUGCUCAAUAUCUGCAUUAAAACUGUUAUUGCUGCUGUGUUUAUGCUUCAGUUUACACUUAAUCACUUGACCCAACAUGCUUAUUUGUUUAAAUUCAUGUUGAAUGCUUGUGAUUGGUUGUUGAAUUGAACAAAAAGAGUACUACUGAAUUGUUCUUUGUUGAUCUGUUGUGGUGCUGAAUUUUUAACCAUUACUUUUGCUCAUGGUUAAAAGAAUGUUUUUUGAUGCCGUUGGUUUGGUUUUCAUUAUUUGUUCAUGAUUUAUUACUGGAUAAUUGGCUUAUUUGUUUGGUUCAUAUGAAUUCAGAUAUGAUUUUUGUGUUUUUACUAGUUAAUGAAUUCAUAUGGCAUCUGAACUGAUUGGUUGAAUUUCGGAAAUAGUCUAAUUUACUGCUGAAAUGCUGCAUGAUUUUUCCUAACCUUAUUUCAUUAAAUGACAUUGUUUUAUUUAGCGCAACAAGAUUCUAUUUGACGAAUUUCUAUGUUAAUGGAAUCUUGUUUCCUAAAUGGGUUUGGAAAUUUCCUCUUGAGCUUCAUUACGAGUUUUGGUCAAUUCUUUAACUUCAUUGCUUAAUUUGUGUGUUCUUCUUGAGCAUUGAAUAUGCCUUAAAUGAGUUUUAAAUUGACCAUAAACUUGAAACUCUUUUGAGAUUUUGAGCCUCUUUUGCAUAAACUCACAAGUUUCAAGGUUUUUAGUCUAUAUGGCUAAUUUGAUUCAUUCUAUUCAUGCCUAACUUACAUUAAGUCACAUAGAUCUUGAGGUUUUCAAUUCUUGUUUCAACUUGUGACUUUUAUGCUUCCUUGGAAUUUGGUGUUUGAAUGUUCCUUGAGUAAUUUAUUCUCAAUAGUUUUAACUUGCCAACACCAAAUUGUUUUAAUUUAUGCCAAUUACUUGUGAUUGAUAUUUACUUUAUUAUGUGCUCUACACAUACAUGUGCAUCACUUGUUUUGGCAUUUUGAAUUGUUGAAAAGUUGAACAUGAACUUGCUUGUUUUGGAACUUUGGAAACUUUCAGAAUUUAGGGACGUUUUUGCUAUGCCCAUAACUUUUGCGCCAACGUUUGCCUCAAACGUUGGGCCAAACGUCGGCCAAAAAGGGAGCUUGGGAAGACCCACGUUUGAGCUCACGUUUGACCUCAAACGUUGGCUCAAACGUGGAUGACAGCAAAUGGGCAUCUGCAUAAUGCCUCACACAAGAGACGUUUGAG
This is a messenger RNA of Arachis ipaensis, 2386 nucleotides long. The record is from RefSeq and is a predicted model, not a curated record. Lineage: Eukaryota; Viridiplantae; Streptophyta; Magnoliopsida; Fabales; Fabaceae.